Chrysochloris asiatica (Cape golden mole) is the source of this 3813-nucleotide messenger RNA. RefSeq names its product chromosome unknown open reading frame, human C12orf63. The transcript has 27 exons. Lineage: Eukaryota; Metazoa; Chordata; Mammalia; Afrosoricida; Chrysochloridae. The record is from RefSeq and is a predicted model, not a curated record. Bases 1 to 3813 code for a protein of 1270 amino acids. Gene Ontology annotation, biological process: cilium assembly.
AUGAGUGAGAAAGAUGUUCCCAAGACACAAACAAGUUCUGACUCAGACUCGCUAUCAUUUCUUAGUUUUAAGGAAAAGGACCGAACAACGACAAAUAUGGGUCUAGUGGACCAUUUUACGAAAAUCUUUUUGCACUGCAGAAGAGCAAUGGUUCUUGCUCAUCGUGGUGGCUACUGGACUCUGCUUCAGAACUCCUGUCGGGCCUUUUGGAACUAUUCUCAGGAGCUGCAGAUACUUCUUAAACAAGCACUCGAUCUUUACAAAACAUUUCCUAUUAAUCAAGAUGCUUUCCUCUGUACUUCUGUCUUACCAUUCUAUUUGGGAGCAGAAUUACUUAUUGACAUGUUAAUAGAACUACAAAAUACCAAUUCUAUUAAGAUUAUUGAAGGCAAAGGAGAGUUCAGUGUUCCAAGCUGCUAUGGAAAUAUUAAAAAUGAUAACGGUGGUUCUAGCCUUACUUUUGAGCAUCCUUUAGAUGAUGUGAAUGUAGUUGAUUUGAAAUGGAUCCAUGACUUUGUGUUAAAGUCUCUGGAACUUUUAUAUCAAAUGGAGAAAUGGGAAACAUUAGUAUCUCUGGCCAUUCAGUUCAAUGCAAUUUCACAUGAGAGGUACACAGAACAAGUGACACCAUUACUGGUGUAUGCUCAGCGCCAGCUUCUUCUAAGAAUCCAGACCUUCGAUGGCCCAGAUAGUAGCCAGCAACCUUGUGGAAGGUAUGAGGCCGAUAAUGCAGAGAAGAUAACCUGCCGAAACUUCAUUGGGAAACAGCUCAAGAUUAAUCCUCCAACCAGUAAAGUGACAACUGCAGAAAACUGGGCAGAUGUACUAAGAAAGCUUGUAAUCUCAGAAUACAGCCAUGCCCAAGAGCUUGUCUGCGUGCCUCUGGACGUGACAGCCACUUUGAAAUGUUUUAGAGAGACCUUGGAGAAGUCUAAAUAUCACAACAGAUCUCUCCGGCACAGCAGAAAGUUGCUCUCCUUAUUUCUUGCACAGCCACAAGAUGUUCUCCAAGCCAGCAAUCAAAGAAGUCUGAAAGUCCAGGCACUACAUGAACUUGGAAAUGUACUCAUCUUUGCAGAAAAGAAAAGGGCUGCUUUGAAGUGUUGGUGCCAGGCUCUCGAUGACAUCUUCAGGAAAUCAGACGUGCUACAUACAUGGAAAGAGUUUGGCACUUCACUUACUAAUACCAAUGACAGCUUUUCUCCUCCAGGUUUUAAAGAUUACAGUGAGGAGUUUCUGUCAACAGUUGGCAUUUGGGGAUGUUUGCAAGGAGCAGUCAUAUCAGCAAAGAUAGCGCAAUUUAUUAAGACAUCAAAUGUUGAAAAGAGAAUCAGCUGUUGCAUUUUGUCUGCAUUACUCUAUCAGGGUUUGCUGAGAACAACCCUUCCACAUCCUAAAAUUGAGCGUUGUUAUGCUCAGUAUGAAAUCACUCAGCUUCUUCCAGGCAUUGAGCUCUUCUCAGAUAGAUACCGGGCUGACAUUUGCUCUGUAGUUGCAAGUCUUUACUAUGUUAUACGGGAGCUGCACUUUGCUAAGCAAAAUCUACUUAUUCUGCCUCUCCUUGCAUUAUACCAAUACUUUGUUUCUGGAAUUUGCCAAGACAUAGUCAGAAGCUUAGAAGCAAGACUCCUCAAGGUAGAAGUACUCAUAGACUUAGAAUUAUUUUCUGAAGCCUUUUAUGAGAUGUCUCAGAUUUUACAUGGGAAGAAUAUGCCAUCCACAGUACCUGCUGGCAGUAAACCAACAGGAAAAAUAAAGAUAUUUCAAUCAUUUGACUCAGGAAAGCCUCUUACUAGCAAAGAAAAUUUACAGGCAUUAGAUGAUUUAGUAAAUAAAGGCUUGCCUGUAUUUCUGAUUACAUUUGGCCAACAACAUCUCUUAAGUAAGCUUUGUUUGGUCAGAGCAUACUUUUUAAUAAGUGUGGCCGCAACAAUAAAUUGUAUCUCUGAAAAUACAUCGAAAUCAUUCCAACAAGGACCUGUUUCAGAGAGGAACAAAGCAACUCUCCCAAACAUAAAAGAACUAAUUGUAAAGGAUGACGGUGGCUCACAUACUGAGUUUACAAAAAUUAGAGAUGAUUCCAUACUUAGCACGCUAAAGUUGAUUUUGUUGUCAGAAGCAGAGGAGAAGCUAAGGUACCUUCUAUCAGAGUUGGAGUGUUUAGGUCCCAAGGACCUUUGUCAGUGUCCUGUUGGCGAGUUGGAGACUGUCGUGGAGGCCAGGCUUCUGAUGGCUGCCAUUGCCUUGCAGAAACACCGGGCAGCGUACAGUGCUGCAAUUGUAUUUUCCACACUUAAACUUCUUCAGGAUUCAAAAAUUUUUAAGAAGUUGCUACCUGAUGACACAGAAAAUUCUAUUCCUUCAGGAACUUUGACCACUGAAAAUAAAGAUGUUAAUGAGUUUUUAGAUCCUAUUUCUCUAAAUUCCCGAGAAUAUUUCAACAUCCACCUGUGGUUGAGGUGUCGUUUAGCAUUGGUGACCGCAUUUGUUGCUCAGGUUAAUGGCAUCGGAAUCAUAAAAGAGAACGAUAUGACAGACUGUGGGAGCCUCAUCAGUGAAGUGUGUGUGGAGGCACAGAAUGCAGGUGACGGGGAGCUACAGGCUGAAUUCUUAAUGCAAGCUGUAAUCCUUGGCCUACAAGAAAAACAUUUGAAGGCAGAUAUCAUCACAAAUCUUCAAAAUAUAAUCCAUCUGCUUGAAGGAAAUCAGUUUCUUUCUCCUCGAUCUUCUUUAACACUGGCUAGAAGCUUUCUUUUGCUGGAUGACUUAACAAAAGCGGAAACACUCAGGGAAACCUCUUCUUCAGAAACAGAUCAUUUCAGUUUGUUGGCUCAGGCUCACAACAUUGUUAUUGAGCAGAUGCUAACUUUUGGAGAAACAAUUGGAUUUCCAGUAUCAAGCACUGAAUAUGCAAAUCCAAUUCAACCUUUGAAAAAUAUCUAUCUUCCUCAUGUCAUGUUAUUAGCCAAAAUUAAAAUGAGAAUUGGACAUACCAUGGUCAAGAAAAUAUGUUAUACCGAUAAAACUAAGGACCCGUCAAAGUGGUUACCUGCUCUUCAUCUCUUUGAAAUGGCAUUGACGCUUUGUAAGAUAUCGGCAAUAGAAGAAAAUGAGGUGAAAGCUGAAAUUCUUUUUCAGAAAGGCAAAAUAGAGCGUCAGAUGUUGAUGGACCAGAAAUGUCCCCAUAGUCAACUUGAGAGUUUAUUUGAAGCUAUACAACUAAGCCUGAAAAAUGAUCAAAACUCAGGGUUGAUAAGAGACUCCUACCUAGAAAUGGCCCUAUUAUAUUUUCAUCUGAGAAAGUCAAAGACCAGACUUUCAACAUCACCAUUAACAUUUAAGAAUUCUUCCAGAAGGCCAAGUUCUAUUAAAGAGCCACUGGUACCUACAUUUGAAAUGUACAGUUCAUUGGCCUGGGUUUCAAUAAGGGCAGCUGCACAGGUCAGUGAAGCUGUGCUGGCAAUCAAUCUGCUUAUUGGAAAGAAGAAUUCUAGAAUUGAUAAAGUUAACCAAGUGACAUUACCAAAUAUCCCAGAAUUUGCUGCUGUGGAUCUUUUGUCUUCAUAUACAGAUUAUUUGCUUGGUAUGUUUACAUGGCUUAACAUUUUAUCAAAACCUGUAGACCUUCUGCAGAAGAAAGAUGUCUGUGCACGUAAAGAUUUACGGUUUCAGAAACCGUGUGGAGAGCAGGUCUACCCUGCUCGAUUCAGAAUUGACUCCUUAGCAGUGGGCCAUGGAACAAUCAGAGAACUGAAGGAUUCUGCUGGUCCAGUUUCUUGGACUAGUUCAGAGAGCAAGGUCAAUACUAACUAA